Mya arenaria is the source of this 3848-nucleotide messenger RNA. RefSeq names its product multidrug resistance-associated protein 1-like. Bases 99 to 3287 code for a protein of 1062 amino acids. Gene Ontology annotation, molecular function: ABC-type transporter activity; ATP binding; ATP hydrolysis activity. Gene Ontology annotation, cellular component: membrane. Gene Ontology annotation, biological process: transmembrane transport. The transcript is spliced from 22 exons. The record is from RefSeq and is a predicted model, not a curated record. NCBI's taxonomy places the organism in Eukaryota, Metazoa, Mollusca, Bivalvia, Myida, Myidae.
UAGGUUUUUCUGGGACUACACUGGAGAGGUCGAUAGUUGGAACAUGUUGUUUAAUCUUUAAGAUUCUAGUCUUUUGUGAUUUAUUUAAAUACAAAAAAAUGUUUUGUGAAGAAGGAAUAGAAUAUUUGAGUGCACAGCAGUACUGGAAUACAACUGACCCAGACUUCUCAGAAUGUUUUCAGAAGACAGCAUUGUUAUGGUUUCCAUGUGCUUUCUUGCUGUUGUUAGCGCCAGUCCGAAUCUUGCUAUUGGAACGCAGUCGUGACCAGCACAUCAUACCUUGGUCAUGGCGCAGCAGGAUAAAACUGGCGAUGGCAUCUGUGAUUGUCUUGCUGGCGGCCCUUGACAUCGGCUUCGCCACCUACGAACAUUUCAAUGGCAACAAGAACCCCAUUGUCAACUUCCUGUCCCCUCUAGUCAUAAUACUUACUAUGGUAGUGUAUGCGUUGGUGGUCCAUUUUGAGCGCAAGAACAGCGUGAGGUCGUCCGGUUUCCUGUUCCUAUUCUGGUUCCUUUUCUUCCUCAUCUCCAUUAUAACAUUCAGAUCCAAGAUCAGGGUCGCCUACUUACAGGACCAUGUGGAGGACAUGUUCCGGUUUGUGACCUUUUAUCUCAUGUUUGCCGUCGUGAUGGCCCAGGUUAUCAUAGCCUGCAUCAUCGACAAGCAACCUGUAGGGGCAGUGCCAGUGGAAGAUGAGAACCCUUGUCCAGAAUGGAAUGUAUCAUUCAUCUCAAGGGUGACAUUUUGGUGGUUUACCAGCCUGGUUAUUCAGGGCUACAAGCGUGCCCUGGUGGCCACAGACCUGUGGAAUCUCAACCCAAAUGACAAGUCUCGAAAUAUAAUGCCCAAGUUUGAUCACAACUGGCAGAAGGAGCUUCAAAGAUGGAGGGAGUGUGCCACCAAUGCUAAACCAUCAUCUAACAGUGCAUCGCGAGAGGUUGAAAUGAAGGAUAUGAGUGGAGGGGCGAGUAAGGACAUCAAGGACACCCCAGAAGUUCAAACUAUCCAGCAGGAGUGCAAGAAGGAGAAUCCACGCCUGUUUAGGGCCAUGGCUAAAACAUUCUGGUUCAAGACUCUAUGUGCUGCAGGCUUCAAGCUUGUCUUUGAUAUGCUGCAGUUUGUUAGCCCUCUGCUGUUAAAGUUCCUGAUUGGUUACACAACAGACAAGAGCCAGGAGACGUGGAAGGGUUACUUCUACGCAUCUCUCAUGUUGGCCGUUGUCAUGUUCCAGUCAAUCAUCUCACACCAGUACUUCCAUGCCUGCACGGUCGUUGGCAUGCGUCUCCGCACCGCAAUCAUCGGAUCUGUAUAUGAGAAGAUGUUGAAGCUGUCAAAUACUGCGAGGCGUUCCUCCACCGUGGGCGAGAUUGUGAACCUGAUGUCAGUGGAUGCCCAGCGUUUCAACGACAUGAUGACUAACAUCCACAUGAUCUGGUCAGGCCCUGUACAGAUCACAAUAUCCAUUAUCUUUCUCUGGAGAACGCUAGGACCUUCCAUCAUGGCAGGUGUUGGAGUGAUGGUGGUGAUGAUUCCACUGAAUGCUGUUGUUGCUAACAAGGUGAAGGAGUACCAGGUACAACAGAUGAACCUCAAGGACAAGCGCAUCAAGAUGAUGAACGAGAUUCUCAAUGGAAUCAAGGUGUUGAAGCUCUACGCAUGGGAGCCAUCGUUCGAGAAGAAGGUUCUGGAGAUCCGGAACAAGGAAUUGGCAGUGCUCAAGAGGAUGUCGUAUCUCAACGCUUGUACCACCUUUAUGUGGACUGUCGCUCCUGUUCUGGUGUGCCUGGUGACAUUUGCGGUGUACGUGCUGGUGGACUCGAGCCACAUCCUAGACGCUGAGAAGGCAUUCGUCUCCCUCUCCCUCUUCAACAUCCUACGCUUCCCCCUCUCCAUGCUCCCACAAGUCAUCUCCAGUGUUGUACAGGUGCGUGUGUCCCUAGAGAGAUUGUGCAAGUUCCUUGGCAACGAUGAGCUCAACCCCAAUGCUGUACAGAAUGACCCUGAUGCAAAGCAUGCUGUGUCUAUCAAGGAUGGUGAAUUUUCAUGGGAGAAAACUGGGAUAUCUACACUAAGAGACAUCAAUUUGGAUGUGCCAGUUGGUAGCCUGGUGGCAGUUGUGGGCACCGUGGGAUCCGGCAAGUCCUCAAUGCUCCAGGCUGUCCUCGGUGAGAUGGAGAAGAUACACGGCAAUGUUACUGUCAAGGGUUCGCUGGCCUACGUAUCUCAGCAGGCGUGGAUUCAGAACGCCACCCUGCAGGACAAUGUUUUGUUUGGAAAGUCUGCUGAUGUGAGUCGCUACCAGGAGGUGAUUCAGGCCUGUGCUCUACAGGCUGACCUUGACAUCAUGCCUGCUGGCGACCAGACGGAAAUCGGAGAAAAGGGCAUUAACCUUUCUGGGGGCCAGAAGCAGCGUGUUAGUCUUGCGAGGGCUGUAUACCAGGAUAGGGACCUGUACUUACUGGACGACCCUCUCAGCGCAGUAGACUCACAUGUCGGCAAACAUAUUUUUGACAACAUCAUCGGCCCUAAUGGACUUCUCAAACACAAGACACGUGUUCUGGUGACGCACGGUGUUGGUUUCCUGCCAUACGUGGACACAAUUGUGGUGCUAGUGGACGGCAUGGUCUCAGAGAUGGGCUCAUACCGACAGCUCCUCUCCCACGACGGCGCCUUCGCUCAGUUCCUCAAGAACUACCUGUCAGAGGAGAUGGAGAAGGAGAAUGCUGGAGAUAUUGAGCUGGAUGUGGAGACAAUCUCCCAGAUAAGUUCCCUGAUGAAGGACAGCAAAGUCUUACAGAAACAGGUGUCAGUAUUGUCAGAGCGAGUGAGGACUGUCUCUGAGGCCGUUUCAACCCCGCCAGGAACACCUGACCUCACAAGACGUAAACCACUGCCUGGGACCCAAGAUCUCAACAGGAAUGCAGCUGGGAGCCAACCAAACAAGUCUGCUUCCGAUGAAUUGCCCAAUGGUGUUAAGCAGGCUCAAAAGGAGGAAGAGAAAAAGUUGAUUGAAGCUGAAAAGAUGGAAACUGACAGGGUGAAGAUGGGAGUAUUUUUAGCGUACAUCAAGUCGGUGGGUAUAUUCCUCAGUUUUUUAACUGUGCUGUUCUAUAUCCUCUACAACGCUGCCAACCUCUACUCAAAUGUCUGGCUUAGUGAAUGGAGCAAUGACGCCACAAAACUCAACGGCACUAGCGACCCGGACCAGCAGCGCUUACGUCUUGGGGUGUACGGAGCCCUGGGAUUCAUCCAAGGUAGGUCUUUUAUAUUGCACAGAAACAGUUAACUGACAUUUACCAUAGUUGUCAUGAUAACUUGACUUAAUUGAAUUGUAAAAAAAUACUUUCAUGCAUUAACUGUUAUGAUAAUUAACUAUAAAAAAGAAGUCUUUUUCUAUGGGUUAUCGAAGUAGAAUUGGCAGCUACGUCAUGAUUUUUCUGUGUCACUGGUAAAAUAGAAUUUGACCUUGUACUUUAUCUUCUAUGUAUUUUUAGUGACCAUUUGACUUUUACUUGAUUAUGAAAUACUGUAGCUUAUUAAAAAAAUUAUCAACCAUAUUCAUUAAUAAAUGUUGUUGGUUUCAUAUUUUUACUGACAAUAAAAGUAUUUUAAAUGAUACGCUUUCUUCUUAAAAACUAUUUCUCACAAUGAUAAACCUGUGGUGUUUUCUUUUCUAUUAUUUAUGUAGUUUAAAUGUUUCUCGUUACUUGUAAUUAACAUUUGAUAAAAAAAAAACUUGUUCAAAACCCUGCUAUCAAUCAACUGUGUUUGCAUUCAUAUUAAAGGUAAUGGCUGUAUUGCAUGCUCACAUUUGCCAUUAGACCUUUGCAAUCGGAAUGGGUUUGCC